Heterobilharzia americana is the source of this 405-nucleotide messenger RNA. The record is from the annotation of a GenBank genome assembly. NCBI's taxonomy places the organism in Eukaryota, Metazoa, Platyhelminthes, Trematoda, Strigeidida, Schistosomatidae.
AUGUUACUUGUUUUCGUGCUCUGGUUUUCCGCUGCUUGUGGCCAGUUAGUCGGUGGACCAAAAGAAAUCCCCUUAGAUGAACUUUCUAACUCAGAGUUGAAAUCUGCUUUCCGAUCAGCUGAGCAAUUAUUUAAUAGCAAUAUAUUUCUUAGGAACUAUUAUGUAAUCUCACAGAUAACGAAUGGUACAUCACAAGUUGUUGAAGGAUUUCUGUAUCAUUUUGAAGUCAAAUUUUCACCAACUAAUUGUAGUAUACCCGAAGUGGAAAAAUCCAACUCUACAGAAAACUGUGUGUUAAGUGGUGAAGGGCUUGACCAAAUUUGUAAAGUCCAGUUUUGGAGUCGACCGUGGCUUACGAAUGAAGAGCGUAUGAUCACCAGUAUCACAAUCUGCUCGCAAGCAUGA